Cyclocybe aegerita is the source of this 1164-nucleotide messenger RNA. Lineage: Eukaryota; Fungi; Basidiomycota; Agaricomycetes; Agaricales; Hemipholiotaceae. The record is from the annotation of a GenBank genome assembly.
AUGCUUCAGUCCUGUGUACAUAGACCUCGGCGCCUCGUGAAAAUGCCAAAAAGCGAAUUGAUCAAGUUGAACCCUCUCAUCUUACCUCUUACUACGAUGUCCAAACGUCUCUAUCUUGGCAGGCUUCCACCUGACACCCGCUCCGAAGAUGUGUCCAAGUUUUUCGAAGGGUAUGGUCGUAUCAUGGACUGCCGCGUCAUGACUGGAUUCGGCUUCGUCGAAUUUGAAACUGCGAAGGAUGCCGAAGAUGCUGUUCACACCUUCAACGGGAAGCCCUUCAUGGGCGCCAACAUUGUUAUUGAAUUCGCCAAAGAAAGUCGCCCCCGCCGCGAAUACCAAGAGGACAGAAGCUACAGCGGUCCUCGUUCUCGCAGGCCUCCUGGUAUUCGCUUGAUCGUCUCAGGUGUUUCUCGCGACACGAGUUGGCAGGACCUGAAAGAUUUCGGACGGGAUGCCGGUAGUGUUUCGUUCGCUGAUGUCGAUCGUGAUAUUCCUGGCCAAGGAGUCCUCGAGUACCUGUCCAGAGAAGACGCCGAUCGUGCAGUCAAGGAACUCGACGGUAAGGACCUCCGAGGCAGGCCCGUGCGUGUGACCUACGAUGAUUCUGUAUGGUGCUUGUUUUCUCUCGUUGUCAAAGCUAACUGGCCAAGCCGCAGCGCUCUGGUCCUGAUAACUACCGCCGCGAUGACCGUCGCGGUGAACGGCGCGACGAUCGAUACAAGGAUGAUCGCUACCGCGACGAUCGAUACCGCCGCGAACGCUCUCGGUCGCCUGCCCGCCGUGGUGAAUUUGACGAUCGUCGACCCAGGUCUCCCGCCCCAAGGAGGGAAUAUGACGAUAAAAGGCCUGCAGGGUACGAUGAUUAUCGGCGAGGCGGCUAUGAUGACCACAGACCCCCUGAUUAUUAUUAUGACCGCCGUAGGGAUGACCAAGAACGCAGAAGGGACGACAGACGACGCGACGACAAGGAAGACCGAUAUGAGGAUAGGGCUCCCAGAAACGGAGAAGCAUGGGCUCGUUGAGGAAUUGCCAGAGGCGCGUUUACAAGUAAAAAAGGGCAGCGGACGUCGUGCAAUGAGUUCAUUCGAAUUUGGCUUCCUUACGGACACACUCUCCGAUCUUUGUGGUGUUAUCGUCGUUUACCCGGACCGUGUACUUCUCUAA